Messenger RNA from Megalops cyprinoides (Indo-Pacific tarpon), 4002 nucleotides. RefSeq names its product centrosome and spindle pole-associated protein 1. Gene Ontology annotation, biological process: positive regulation of cytokinesis. Gene Ontology annotation, cellular component: microtubule; spindle pole; centrosome. Lineage: Eukaryota; Metazoa; Chordata; Actinopteri; Elopiformes; Megalopidae. The record is from RefSeq and is a predicted model, not a curated record. Bases 122 to 3880 code for a protein of 1252 amino acids. The transcript has 31 exons.
CCGGUAUCGGAACUGCGAAAUGAUGUAGCUAACUGCGUGGGUUGCCGUUUUAAAACUGUCUCGCUAGAAAUUGGUUGGAACGAACGAACUUCAGAGAUUUCUUGAGGAAGAGAGGGAUAACAUGGCCAAAGAAAAGGUCGAUUCGGAUCCACCUUACCUUGAGAUAAGGACAAAGAUUGACAGUGGGUUGGACACCGGCAAGGAGAACAUUCUUCCAUCCAAGUGGCUUUCAGCACAGAAAGAGGAGAACUGUGGCCUAAGUUUGCCCUUGGGAGAAGAAUAUGACAGGAAGAGGCAAAAGCUUCAGCAGGAGCUGCGUCUGGACUAUAGACGCUACAUGGCUCAGAAAAAAGAUGUGAAUGCUGGUGAGCUGGGCCUACACGCGCAGGGGCUCUCCCUGCCCAUUGGCGAGAGGAGAUCUGCACAGGAAAGAUUAAGAAAUGAAAGGAACAAGGAGUAUAAUCAGUUCCUUAGAGGACAAGGACGACAGGGAAAAGUAGUUCAAGACGCAACAACAGUUUUACAGCAGGCACCCUAUAGAGACGCUGAGCGCCCUGCAGCCUCCAAAGCUCGCGCAGAAUUCCGCAGCGCUCAGGCUGGCUCCAGAGUGCCGGCGGCUCGUGAGCGGCUCCCGUCCAGGAGAGACGCCGCCACCCUGACAGAGGCCGGGACGCAGGCAAGGGCGCGCAAGGGUCGCAGGCGCUGGGAGGAGGGGCCGGACCCUCGCGGGAGGAGACCCGUGGUGUCCAGGUUUGAUUUUGACUCCGAGCAAGAGUACUCUGAGGAGGAGCUGGACUUUGUGGACAGGGGGAGGCCCAGACUGAGCCGGGAGCCUGGACACGCAGACAGACCAAGGCGCAGGUCCCACCUCUGGCCCGAGGGAGACAUGCCGAGGCUGAGAGACAGAGGAAUCAUUGACCCUGAUGACUACCCUGAAACGGGUCACUAUGGGCGAAGGCCAAGGAAUGACAACAGGACUCAGUGGGAGAGGAGAAAGGUGCAGCCUCCGGUUGUUGAUGAAGAAGACUGUAGGGAGGGGAAAAAAAGAACACUGUCUGAGCCCAAACCAAAGGUGGAGGCGAUGGGGCCAGUACCUCCCCGUGACAGAAGCGCAUCGGUACGCAACAAGGACCAGGCCGAGUUUGCCACAGGACUAAUGAUUGGAGCCGGGGACGAAGAUAAAGCCGUGCAGAUGAGAAAGGAGAGGUACAGGCAGGAGCUGCUGGAACAAAUGGCCGAGCAGCAGAGGAACAAGAGGAAGGAAAAAGAGCUGGAGCUCAGAGUUGCUGCUACUGGAGCCAUUGACCCAGAGAAGCAGCCAGAUCGUAUCAAGCAGUUUGGCGCAGUGACUCGUGACUAUGACGGCAAGAGAAGGGACGUCCCGUACCGGCCGGGGCUGGGCCUGGAUGCGCUGGGGGCCGAUUUGGGUGGGCGGGGCCGUGCGGAGCGGCCCCCUGCGGACACGGUGGAGGACAGGGCCCCCCCCGACAGGCCUCGUGUGGCAUUCCAGGCGCCAGUGCUGGACUACAGCUCUGCGCUCGGGGCCCUGGUGGGCACGGGGGCAGCAGCGGGGCUGCCCGGGGGUGGGGCAGCUCCCCUCAACGAAGACUUCCACAGAGGUCUCUCCAGCACGCUGGGAGAGAUCGUCGCCCCCAGAAUCACAGGUGUCCCUCCUCCACCUCCACCCACUCUGACUGAUGUGUACAGAACUCCCUAUGAUGGGGCCUACUACUAUUACGGAGCCAGGAAUCCACUGGACCCCAACCUGGCAUACUAUGUGCCCGUGGCGGGGGCAGUGCAGCCCGCAGACUUUCUGAAGCAGCGGCCUGGAACCUCCCAGCAUGGCGGUGCAGCUCUCCAGCCACAAGCGACCGGUCAAACGGGCACUGCGCCCAGCGGGAUUGGGGUCGGAGCCUUUCCAACAGAGAGGCCCAAACCAUCAAAAGAAAGCAUGCUGAGUUACCAGGAAGCACUCAAACAACAGCUGCAAGAGAGGGAGGAGCGGAAGAGGAGGGAGAAGGAGGAGAAGGAGCGCUACGAGGCCAAGCUGGAAGCGGAGAUGAGGGCCUACAACCCCUGGGGGAAGGGCGGGGGUGGCGCCCCCCUCCGAGACAGCAAGGGAAAUCUCAUCACUGACCUGAACCAAAUGCACAAGGUUAACGAAGAGGCGUACUUGAACCCCGACUCUCGAGGAAAGAGGGCGGCGGGAUCUGUCAGCAGGAACAUCCCGUCACCGCGAGGGGAGGAAGGGGCUCCCUCGGCACACAAAAUCUCGGGUUUCUCCUAUGCCCACAUGUCUGCGUUUGCCCGAGGCAGCGGUUUUACAGAUCUACCUACACCGCAGCAGCUUCACGAGCAAGACAAGUAUAGGGACUACCUCAGACAGCAGAUUGAGGAGAAGCGGCAGAAGGAGGCGGAGGAGCGGGAGCGCCUCCGGCUGGAGGAGGAGAGGGAGGAGAAGAGGCUGGCGGAGCAGCGGACUCGCAUGCAGAAGGAAUACGAGGAGGAGCAGGAGCGGAAGAGGUGCAAGGAGAGGGAGCAAAACGCCCAGAACGAGGAGCAAAUCCGCCUGCUGAAGGAGCGCCGCAGAGAGGAGGAGCGCAAGAAGCGGGAGGAGGAGGAGAAGGAGAACGCUGCUCUGAAGCAGCAGACGGAGAGGGAGAGGCAGGCCCAACUGCAGGAGAUCCCACGGGAGCCAUCUCCACCAAUCCCAGCCGUGCAGAAGAGACUCGCCUCUCAGCACAUAUCCAGACCCCGCUCCGUGGACAGCCAUCGGUCCACCACCACUCUGUCUGAGCAGUCCAUCUUGGCACCGCCUUCCCCACCUGUACCGGCACGGAGGAACCAGCUGAGAGCCGCAGAGGAGCAGCCGGGCGUGAUCGGCGAGCUGUCAGCCCUGCGCAGGCAGCUGCGCAGCGAGCAAAAGCGGCUGGACAGGCAGCUGCUGCAGACGGAGAGGGAGGAGCCGGACACACCCCCCGCUGUCAGGCGCAGAGAGCGGCCGCAGGUGGACGUGUUUGACAUGGCCAGGCUGCGCAUGCAGGCCCCAGUCAGGAGAAACUCCAAAACCAACGAGCCCAUCAACCUCCAGAACAUCCGCGACUUCAACGAGCUCAAAUACCGAGACAGCGAGUCUCGGGAGGAGGUGCGGCAGGCGUACCCGGACCCCCCGGUCGACGACUACAGCCUGGAGCUGCAGCAGCAGGCACUGCUCCGGGAGCAGCAGCGGAGGAUCAACCGCAUGAAGAGGAGGGAGGCCCGGGAUUAUUUCGACCUGUCACCUCCGACGCACCACACCCGCAACUUGAGAGGGAACUUUGCAGACAAUCCCCAGAGAGGCUCCCUGCUGGAAUCGGAGAGUGCCUUUAUCGAUUCCAGUGGAGACACCUUCCCAGUGCCCCCAGAGAGCAAUCUGAGGGCAGGGCCGCCCUCUGCACGAGAGUGGAGGAGAGGACAGAGAACAGAUUAUGACAAUGAGACGAGGACCCCUGAGCCUGCUGGGCAGCCGGAGUCUGCUGGGCAGCUGAAGCCUGCUGGGCAGCUGAAGCCUGCUGGGCAGCCGGACGCUCAGUCCCUGCACUCUCUGGCCAGCUUCAAUGUGGAGCAGGUGAGGGACCGCAACGAGCGCAGGAUGAAGAGGCUGGAGGAGAUGAGCAGCCAGGGCUGGACAGCCGGGGAGGCCUCCUCGGACGAUGCGGACAGCCUCCUGCAGCUGGCCCCGGAGAGGCGCUACUCGGUGGAGACCUACGCCACAGAGCCCUGGAUGAGGCCCGGCACCUCGGAAACGCUGAAGCGCUUCAUGGCGGGGCGCACACGCAGGGAGAGGCCGUCCAGCAGAGACUCCGCGGCCUGGGAGGGGCCCUCCACGUACCACGGCUGAGGCCCCCCAAACCAGGCUCGCUCUCAGCGCUCCGCGCACGUGCUGCGGUGGCCUUCUGUACAUGCAGCCGCAGUGACACCUUGUCAUGACAGUCUUUCCUUUAAGAAAGCGUGCUUGUUUUA